UUCAGUGUCUCACGAAUCAUCGAUCAGUGUAGUGUGUUUGUUCGCGUUGUUGCUCCAAAAGAGAUAAUUUUUUUAAUAUUUAUUUAAUUAUUAAUAAUUUCAUUUAAAAAUAAAUGUUGUAAUAAAUAUUAUAUAAUAUUUAAAUAAAGUGUAUUAUUUGGCCUCGUGUUUGAGGUCUCUUUGGUGAUUGAUUUAAGGAGAUUUUUUUUUUAUUUUUUUUUAUUUUAUUUAAAAUAAACACGCAAGGAUGCAGCCGAGGAUAUACUACUGUAUUUUUGCUUGUGCAGCCGUCAUCUUCGUCGGGUGUAAUGCUGCCGCUUUAAAUGAGAAACAGUCAAAUUUGAAAGAUAAUAAACAAUCAGGGAACUACGAUUCCGUUGAUGAUUUAUAUCUGGAUGAUCAAGACGGUUUGGAUGGAUCUGGUCAAGUAGGUGGUGAAGUACGUGACGAUUUAGAGGCAUCAGGAAGUGGUUUUGGACCAGACGACGAGGACGGUGACGGUGGUCGAGAUUAUCCAACUAAUACUGUUGGUGGUGGUAGUGGUGGUACUGAUGGUGAUGGUAAUGGUGGAAAUGGUGCUGCUGGUAAGAGCAAAGUAAACUCAACACCAAAAACAACAGAUUCAAUUUACGUAGUGGAUCCACUCAACAAAGGUUAUCCAACACGUAUAGAUCCACCACCAAAACGACCAGUAGACGAGGACGAUAACGAUUCAAAAUUACCUGGUGGUGGUGGUGAUAUUGAUGGUAAUAAAAUCAGUGAAGAAGCUACCAAUAUUGGCGUUAGUUUAGACGACAAACGUCCAGCAAUGGAACAUGCUAGUUCAUUUUUUGCACAACCAGGUGUUCUUGCUGCUGUUAUUGGAGGUGCAGUUGUUGGUUUACUAUGUGCAAUACUCGUUGUAAUGUUUAUCGUAUACAGAAUGCGUAAAAAAGAUGAAGGUUCAUAUGCACUUGAUGAACCAAGAAGAUCACCAGCUGCAGCAUCAUAUCCAAAACCUGGUGCACCACAUCACAAUCGUGAAUUUUACGCUUGAAGGAAUUAAUCAUAAAUAAUUUUAAUUAAACAAAAAAAAAACAAAACAAAAAAUUCAUUAAUUAGAUUAUCAUCUUCAUCAUCAUCAACAUCAUUAUCAUCACCAUCGUCAUCAUCUUCAUCAUCGUUGUCAUUAUCUUCUACACGGUUUUUAUGUGUGUGCCAAAUUGUUGGCAGUUUAAUAAAAACCGAUUAUAUUUGACCGAUUGAAGACACAAUGAUAAAGUUAAUAAGCAACAGCAACAGCAACAACAACAACAACAAAAACAAAUACAUUAUGCUGGAAACAAGCAAAGCAACACGUGAAAUAUAAAAGUUGAUAUCGUGAGAAUUAAAAUAUAAUAGCUAUUGGAAUUUUAAAUAUCGCUGUCAAAUAUUUAAUUAAAUUUAUUGACAUGUAUCCAAAGACGAGGAAAUCUUUUCUUUUUUUUUCUUGUUCAAUUUAAUUAAUAUUAUUAUUUCGAUUUUUAUGAGUCAAAAAAAUAAAAGUGCAUUCAUACAAAUGCACUUUGUAUUUUAAUGAUAUUAUAAAUCAUUUUUUAUACAAUCAUCAUAACUUUUUAUAAAAGUUAUUGAAUUUAUAAAUAUAUAUAUUUAGCAAAAGGCAAAUUCCUCGUCUUGAAAAUAUGACAUUUAGCGAUAUUGUUAUAAAUAAAUUCCAAAUGCAUUUGUACGAGUGAUAGAAAAAAAAAAUGAAAAAAAGAAAAAAAAAAAUAUGCGUGUUGAUAUAUAGUAUGAUUGUGUGUAAUUUGUGUAUAGGACUGAGAGAAAAUUAUUGUGAAAAUCAACUGAAAGAAGAAAUUUUUUAAAUUAUAUUUUAAUGGAUUUUUUUAAUUAUUGUUUUUCUUUUCGUGGCGAAUAGAAAAAAAAUUAUGAACAAAGGGCUGACGAAUCCUCUUGUUUAUUGAGCGAUAAUAUAUAAUAAUAAAUAAUAAUAAAUAUUAAUAAUAGAUAACAGUAUAUUUGAUUGUUUAAUAAAAUAUAAAUAAAAUUAAAAAAAAAAAAAAAAAAAAAGUCAUUUUCCAUUUUUUCAAACUUUUUAAUAAUCACAUUUUGUCACAUUAUCUUGAUGAUGAGAUUUUAACAAAAUAUUGAGUUUGAAUAAGGGAAUGAUAAAUCAUUUUUAAAAAGCUUAAUUAUUCCAGCUAAUAAUUAAUAACUAUUAUUUAUUAUUUUAAUUAGUUAACGAGCUAAUUUUGAUAAUUUUUUUCGGUUUCAAAAAAGUAUAAAAUUCGUUGCUGGAAUUUUAGGUGUAAAAAAAAAAAUUUAUGUGUAAUCGCACACGAGUCUUGACAGACUUGAAAUUAAAAAAUAUAAAUUUGCCAUAUGAAUUAAUAAUAAAUUAAAAAAUCAAUAAUUAUGUAUACUCAAAAUGCCGGAGAAUUUUUUUUGUUUAAAUUGGAGAAAAAUAAUUUAGCACUAUGAUCUUUGUUAAAUGUUAUACGUCCAUUGGAAUAUUUUAUAAACAAUCAAUUUAAUUUUUAAAAAAAAUGUAAUUGACAAAAAUUUUAAAACGUCCAUUAAGACAUUUUAAUUAUUGCAAAAAAAGAAAAAAAAAUCAUUAUUUAUUCUUCGGCUAUUUGUUAAUAAAUAUUAUUUAUUAUUUUAUAAAAAAAAAAAAAAUAUUUCUUGCAUUUUUCUUUAUUUACCAGUGUAAUCGAUAAACCAAUUAUCGAAUUUUAAAAAAAUAUAAUAUAACAAAAAAAAAAGAAAAUAAACCA
This is a messenger RNA of Aphidius gifuensis, 2756 nucleotides long. RefSeq names its product syndecan-like (gene Sdc). Lineage: Eukaryota; Metazoa; Arthropoda; Insecta; Hymenoptera; Braconidae. The record is from RefSeq and is a predicted model, not a curated record. Gene Ontology annotation, cellular component: cell surface; membrane. The coding region runs from base 248 to 1036 and encodes 262 amino acids. The transcript has 4 exons. Gene Ontology annotation, biological process: cell migration.